Gastrolobium bilobum is the source of this 1337-nucleotide messenger RNA. RefSeq names its product PI-PLC X domain-containing protein At5g67130-like. Gene Ontology annotation, molecular function: phosphoric diester hydrolase activity. Gene Ontology annotation, biological process: lipid metabolic process. NCBI's taxonomy places the organism in Eukaryota, Viridiplantae, Streptophyta, Magnoliopsida, Fabales, Fabaceae. The record is from RefSeq and is a predicted model, not a curated record. Bases 1 to 1095 code for a protein of 364 amino acids. The transcript is spliced from 8 exons.
AUGUUUUCUCUUCCAUGCUUGCUUAUGCUUAUUCUUCCACUCAUUUACAAUGUUGCUAGUGCUUGUUCUAAUGGAGCUUGCAGGCUUCUUGAUGAGUGCUCCUCUGAUGGAGACUGUGGCACUGGGCUCUACUGUUUCUCUUGUCCAUUUGGGUUUGCAGGCUCUAGGUGUGUGAGAUCAUCUAUCACAGAUCAAUUCAAGCUCUUAAAUAAUUCUCUACCGUUCAACAAAUAUGCAUUUUUGACAACACACAACUCUUAUGCCAUUGAUGGGGAGCCAUCUCAUACAGAUGUGCCUCGUGUAACCUUCACCAACCAAGAAGACAAUGUCACCCAACAGCUAAAUAAUGGAGUUCGGGCACUAAUGCUGGAUACAUACGAUUUUGAGGGAGAUGUGUGGUUAUGCCAUUCAUUUGGAGGCCAAUGCCAUGACUUUACAGCUUUUGAACCUGCUAUAGACACACUGAAGGAAAUUGAAGCUUUUUUAUCAGCAAAUCCAACAGAAAUUGUCACAAUUAUCUUGGAAGAUUAUGUUCAAGCCCCAAAUGGUUUGACAAAGGUCUUCACUGAUGCUGGCCUGAUGAAGUAUUGGUUUCCAUUGACAAGCAUGCCGAAAAAUGGUGGAGAUUGGCCUCUUGUGAGUGAUAUGGUUGCCAAAAACCAAAGAUUAUUAGUGUUCACUUCUAUCAGGUCUAAGGAACAAAGUGAAGGCAUUGCUUACCAGUGGAAUUACAUGGUUGAGAAUCAGUAUGGGGAUGGAGGAAUGAAUGCAGGAAGCUGUCCAAACAGGGCGGAAUCAUCUCCUAUGAAUGACACAAGCAAAUCCUUAGUGUUGGUAAACUAUUUUAGAUCAACUCCACUUAAGCCAAUUACAUGUGAAGAUAAUUCUGGAGUACUUGUUGACAUGCUAAAAACUUGUUAUGGUGCUGCUGGUAACCGGUGGGCUAAUUUUGUUGCUGUUGAUUAUUACAAGAGGAGUGAGGGAGGAGGGUCCUUUCAAGCUGCGGACACUCUCAAUGGGGAGCUAUUAUGUGGAUGUGAUGAUGUUCAUACGUGUGUGCCUGGAUCAACUUCACAAGCUUGCACACCACCCUAGAAAGCAUAGUAACAAGCAAUUUUCAGUCAUUGAAACCAUUAUGGCUUGCCAUUGUAUCACAAACCCCAGCUUCUGAUAUAGUUAUGCAAAUGCUGUUUUCGCUUUUCUGCAGUAAUAAUGGUGACAGGUUAAAUUAAAUUCAACAAUCAUGAUGGAGCUACUUGUUUUUGGCAAAUUUCAAAUAUAUAAUGGGCAAAAAAAUAUCACCUUCUUGUUGAAAUUUUAGAAGUCAUCAUUUGUGU